Molecule: messenger RNA, 1640 nt
Organism: Odobenus rosmarus divergens (Pacific walrus)
Lineage: Eukaryota; Metazoa; Chordata; Mammalia; Carnivora; Odobenidae
Gene: P2RX1
Product: purinergic receptor P2X, ligand-gated ion channel, 1
Exons: 12
Coding region: 441-1640 (399 amino acids)
Biological process (GO): response to ATP; monoatomic cation transmembrane transport
Cellular component (GO): plasma membrane; nuclear inner membrane
Molecular function (GO): ATP binding; purinergic nucleotide receptor activity; extracellularly ATP-gated monoatomic cation channel activity
Source: RefSeq, a predicted model, not a curated record
CUGAAAGCUUUAUCUUUGCCUUAUGACGGGUGGCCCGUGGUUUCCUGCCAACAGCUCCUGUUUCCGGAGGCUCAGCAGGGCCCAGGCGGAGCCAGAAGGAGCUGUGCGGCUGAGCCUGGGUGGCCCCACCAGCCCCGCCCCCAUCUAUCUUUGGGAAUUUAUUUGUCCACAGGCGUGGCUGGCCCACAGUCCAUUGCCUGCCAGGGGCCAAGAGCUGCUCUGACUACCCGAGGACUCUAUUUUUCAACCCAAGUGCCUUCAACUGACCCCUGACUCCUGACCUCUGGCCCCAGCUGCCCUGCCCUGCCCUGCCCUGCCCUUCCUAAGGGGCCAGGAAGCCCCUAGAAGCUCCACUGUAGACGUGGGCAUUGACACCUGGCUCGCCUCAAGAGCAAAGUCUGUGCAAGGGGCUCGGUUCUCAGGCCCCAGCCUGGCCCACCAUGGCACAGCGGCUCCAGGAUGAACUGGCUGCUUUCUUCUUUGAAUAUGACACUCCCCGAAUGGUGCUCGUACGCAACAAGAAGGUGGGCGUCGUCUUCCGCCUGAUCCAGCUUGUGGUUCUUGUCUACGUCAUUGGGUGGGUGUUUGUCUACGAGAAGGGCUAUCAGACCUCAAGUGGCCUCAUCAGCAGCGUGUCUGUGAAACUCAAGGGUCUGGCCGUGACGCAGCUCCCAGGCCUGGGCCCCCAGGUCUGGGAUGUCGCUGACUACGUCUUCCCAGCCCAGGGGGACAGCUCCUUUGUGAUCAUGACCAAUUUCAUUGUGACCCCCCACCAGGCUCAAGGCUACUGUGCAGAGCACCCAGAAGGGGGUACAUGCUCAGAUGACAGUGGCUGCAUUCCAGGGAAGGCAGAAAGGAAGGCUCAAGGCAUCCGCACAGGCAAGUGUGUGGCCUUCAACGACACUGUGCAGACGUGUGAGAUCUUUGGCUGGUGUCCUGUGGAGGUGGAUGACAAUGUCCCACGUCCUGCCCUUCUCCAAGAGGCCGAGAACUUCACUCUCUUCAUCAAGAACAGCAUCAGCUUUCCACGCUUCAAGGUCAACAGGCGCAACCUGGUGGAAGAGGUGGAUGCGGCCUACAUGAGGACCUGCCUCUAUCACAAGAUCUUGCACCCGCUGUGCCCUGUGUUCAAGCUGGGCUAUGUGGUCCAAGAGUCAGGACAGAAUUUUAGCACCCUGGCUGAGAAGGGCGGGGUGGUCGGCAUCACCAUCGACUGGAACUGUGACCUGGACUGGCAUGUGCGGCACUGCAAACCCAUCUACGAGUUCCAUGGACUGUAUGAGGAGAAAAACCUGUCUCCAGGCUUCAAUUUCAGGUUUGCCAGGCACUUUGUGGAAAACGGGACCAACCACCGCCACCUCUUUAAGGUGUUUGGGAUUCACUUUGACAUUCUCGUGGAUGGCAAGGCUGGGAAGUUUGACAUCAUUCCCACGAUGACGACCAUUGGCUCUGGGAUUGGCAUCUUUGGGGUGGCCACGGUUCUCUGUGACCUGUUGCUGCUCCACAUCCUGCCCAAAAGGCACUACUACAAGCAGAAGAAGUUCAAGUACGCGGAGCGCAUGGGGCCAGGGGCGGGUGAGCGUGACCCCGCAGCCACCAGCUCCACCCUGAGCCUGCAGGAGAACAUGAAGGCAUCCUGA